This is a messenger RNA of Varanus komodoensis (Komodo dragon), 2078 nucleotides long. It is a transcript of the gene NARS2, whose product is annotated as asparaginyl-tRNA synthetase 2, mitochondrial. Gene Ontology annotation, molecular function: asparagine-tRNA ligase activity; ATP binding; nucleic acid binding. Lineage: Eukaryota; Metazoa; Chordata; Lepidosauria; Squamata; Varanidae. The transcript is spliced from 16 exons. The record is from RefSeq and is a predicted model, not a curated record. Bases 343 to 1785 code for a protein of 480 amino acids. Gene Ontology annotation, biological process: asparaginyl-tRNA aminoacylation. Gene Ontology annotation, cellular component: mitochondrion.
GGGCCCCUGGAUGAGCUCCUUUCGGCUCCCCCUCCCGCGGCCCCCCGUGCCUGUCACUUUCUGCCUGAGUUCUCCCCUGCCCUCGCAUGCCUUCCCCUUCCCUGGCCGUGCGCUCCUUCUUGCAAGCGGGGGUGUCCUUGCGGGAGAGGCUGCUUCAAACACGGAUGCACAGAGAGGUCUUGCAGCACCUCCGGGGGCAGAAGCGCUCUGGGAUGAGAUGGACAGCAUCCGCAUGAAUUAGAAAACAGGUGAUAAAGGGGUUGGUUGGCUGAAGAUUUCAAGAUAUUUCGCAAUAAAGAUUUAUAUCCAGGACAUUCGGUUGCAGUAAGGAGUUGGCAGAGAAUGUUUGGUGCGCGUUUUGUCAGCCUGGCUCUUCGCCGCUGUUCCUCUGCUCCGUGUCCCAAGCGUGCUGUGACUCCGAAGCUGCUACGGGUUCAAGAGGCACUGGAUGUCCGGGAUCCAGCCGAAUGUGAUAUUAAAGUUCAGGGCUGGGUCCGCUCCAUCCGGUCCCAGAAAGAAGUCUUGUUCGUCCAUGUCAACGAUGGAUCCUCGCUGGAAAGUCUCCAGGUGGUGGCUGACCCACGAUUGGAACCCAGGGAGAUGACAUUUGGAAGUUCUGUGGAAGUGCAAGGAAAACUGAUCAAAAGUCCCCACAAAAAGCAGAACGUGGAGUUGGCUGCAGAAAGCAUCCGUGUGGUGGGAUCUUGCGACGUUCUGGCAUUCCCUCUGAAGUACAAAACCCACCAGUCCCUGGAAUACCUGAGACAGUACCCUCACCUGCGGUGCCGAAGCAAUUCACUGAGCGCCCUCCUUCGAAUACGCAGCGAAGCGACAGCAGCGAUCCACUCCUUUUUCAAGGACAACGGAUUCAUGCUUAUUCAUACCCCAAUCCUUACCUCCAACGACUGCGAAGGUGCUGGGGAAAUCUUUCAUGUAGAGCAUGCACAUGAAGAGAAAGAAGCUGGAAAAAAUCCCCAUUUCUUCGACAUCCCUGUGUUUCUCACUGUCUCUGGACAACUGCAUUUGGAAGUGAUGGCCGGGGCAUUUACCAAGGUGUUCACUUUUGGUCCAACCUUCCGGGCUGACAAUUCGCAAAGUCGCAAGCACUUGGCAGAGUUUUACAUGGUGGAAGCCGAGCUGUCGUUUAUUGAGAGCCUCCAGGAUAUCAUGCAGGUCAUGGAGGACCUCUUCAAGAAAGUGACGGACAAGGUGCUCUCCGCAUGCCCUCGCGAUGUUGAGCUUUUUCACAAGCGUGUCGCCCCUGGACAAGAGGCCAAGUUGGAACAGAUGCUGAAGAACAAAUUCGCAAAGCUGUCAUACACUGAAGCAAUCGAGAUUUUAAAGCGAGCUCGUCAACUAUUCACUUUCCAGCCAGAGUGGGGCCAGGAUCUUCAGAGUGAACAUGAGAGAUACUUGGUGGAGCACUGUGGGAACAUCCCCGUCUUCGUGCUGAAUUAUCCAUAUGACCUCAAGCCAUUCUAUAUGCGGGACAACGAAGAUGGCGUCCAUCACACAGUGGCAGCGGUUGAUCUUCUGGUACCAGAAGUUGGAGAACUUUGCGGAGGCAGCUUGAGAGAAGACCGGCUGGACUUUCUACAGUCCCGCCUUCAAAGGUUGGGGCUUGAAGAGACCUAUCAAUGGUACCUAGAACUGCGUCAGUUCGGCUCAACUCCACAUGGAGGGUUUGGAAUGGGGUUUGAGCGUUACCUCCGAUGCAUCUUGGGAGUGGAAAACAUCAAGGAUGCCAUCCCAUUCCCACGGUUUCCUCACUCCUGCGUUUUUUAAUGCUCCACCUCAUCUCCUCUGGACGGGACUUUUUUCUGCCUUUACGAAUUCAUGGCCUGCCUGGAUUACAGAAAGCUGCAUUGUCGGGAAUAAGAUAGGUGUAUUUUUAUUUGCAAUGAAUAAUUUUAUCGUAAACUUGGCACGGAAGGCUUGAAGUUUGGAAGCUAAGGUAGUUUUACGUAUGUGUGCAGGCUUCUUAAAUGGGCAGAGUGCUUUGCGGGAUCUGAAAUGGACAGCUGGUUGUAUCCUGGCCAUAACUAGACUGAAUAAACCUAAACUUGAUUGGGAGUUCA